Messenger RNA from Diachasmimorpha longicaudata, 1372 nucleotides. RefSeq lists its product as uncharacterized. Gene Ontology annotation, cellular component: plasma membrane. The coding region runs from base 371 to 871 and encodes 166 amino acids. NCBI's taxonomy places the organism in Eukaryota, Metazoa, Arthropoda, Insecta, Hymenoptera, Braconidae. The transcript has 3 exons. Gene Ontology annotation, biological process: septate junction assembly. The record is from RefSeq and is a predicted model, not a curated record.
ACUUGGAGCACGAUACGGUUAGGUGCUUACCAGUCUCGUAAUAAAACAAAAAAAAUUCCUCUCUAUUUGGUGGAUUUAAAAAUCUUUUGAAAGCACAUAUUUCAAUGGUAAAAUUUAUAACUAUUUCACUGAGGGGUGUAUUUAAAGCGAUGAAUUGCCUCAAGUUCGAAGGCCCGAAUUGAAUAGAGAACCUCAUGAAAUUGCGUUGAGAAAUCUCUCAUUACGGGUGAAUUUGUUUUUUUUUUUUAUAUACUAUUAUCCCCAUCGGAGGAAUAAAAUUGCAAAAAUUUCCACUCGUAUUGUUUCAAUUGAAUUUCAAACAUAAACCGCCAAACUGGGAGACGGUAGAGGAAGACCUAAAAGAGUCAGGAUGGCUGAAGAAUCUUUACCUCCCACACCUGUGAUGAAGGAGCGUGAGCAGAGACAUUCAUUUCCUAUAAUCACUAAAAUUGUUCAAGUUCUCCUCGCUGUUUUAAUAAUAGGACUUAUUGUGGAUCCAUUCAACUCUCAUCUGAAAAUUCUCAAUUAUCCAAAGAGAAAUCUCGAUGAUGUGGCAAUUGUUUAUAUCAGUGUUGGCGGAUACUUGCUCAUCAAUGGUAUAUUCAUCAUUGGAUAUAUUUUGGGCGACAGAAUUCCCAAAAAAACGUCAAUAAUUUUUUCCGCCGUGGGAUUUUGUCUUCAUAUUGGCGCAGCAAGUGUUAUGGUGCACAAAUGGCGAAAGAUGACGGGUAGCUAUAUCGACUAUCAAAGUAAUAAUGCAGUUUAUUCAAGUAAGCAAUACAACGAUAUGUUGAUAUCAGGGGCUGUAUUUACCUUUAUAAAUGCAAUAAUUUUUGCUGCUGAUGUAUUAAUAACAAUGAGAUUCACAUAAUUUAAUGAAUGAAUGCUGAUUGCUGAUGGAGUAGGCGCAAAUACAUUGGCGUGAUAAUAUAAUAUGUAAAAUAAUGACAGAUUUGAAUAUCUCAAAUUGUUAAAAUGGUUUUGUAGCUUAGAUGCACAGAGCUGUAAUCCAAAGUUUGAAAUAACUCUUAUUCUUCAAUCCGUCCAUGGAUAUCUAAUUAAUAUAGCAUAAUAAAUAAUACGCAUAUAAGAAUCUACAGAUCUUCCAUCACAUUAUUAAUCAGAAUAUUUAUUUCUAUAUAAUUUUAUAAUCUAUCUGAGAAACUCAAUCUAAAUUAAUGAAUACUGGACUUGUGCGUUGAUAAACCUUAGAGCCCGUGACUAUUCCGUCCAUAAAAACUAUGUUGCUAUUAAUGAAGUCAAUAUGCGGUUUAUUCUAAUGAUAACGAUUAUUGCCAUAGAUUUAAUUUUAUUAUCUAAUCUGAAUUUGUAAAAUAUUUGAACAAUAAAUCUAGUAAUUGUCAAUGACAAA